Oryza brachyantha (malo sina) is the source of this 2047-nucleotide messenger RNA. RefSeq names its product probable beta-1,4-xylosyltransferase IRX9L. The record is from RefSeq and is a predicted model, not a curated record. The coding region runs from base 317 to 1654 and encodes 445 amino acids. Gene Ontology annotation, biological process: plant-type secondary cell wall biogenesis; glucuronoxylan biosynthetic process. Gene Ontology annotation, molecular function: galactosylgalactosylxylosylprotein 3-beta-glucuronosyltransferase activity; xylosyltransferase activity. NCBI's taxonomy places the organism in Eukaryota, Viridiplantae, Streptophyta, Magnoliopsida, Poales, Poaceae. Gene Ontology annotation, cellular component: Golgi membrane. The transcript has 5 exons.
CUCUAUCUCCCACCUCCUCCCUCCUCUCGCUACCCUCCACCACCAUCACCAACUCCCCCUGUCCCGACUCGCGAGCGCGAAUCCAAGCCUCGAGGCCGAGCCAAGAGCGGGGCGGAAGGAGGGAGGGGGGAUACCUGCGCUUGGCUCUUCUCCCAGCUUGGGAUUCGAAUCCCAAUCCCGAGCGGGAGAAAAGUCUGAGUUAACGCCUCCUUCUACUGCGGAUUUGGAAAAAAUUCUGCGAACAGGCCGUGAUACCAAUUGCCGUUGAGCUAUUAAUUCGAGAGCCGUGCAUGCUUGAUGCUGUUGCCUUCCUGCAAUGUCCCGAAGGAAUGCCGGGGCAAUGCAGAGGGAGGGGUCAGUCAAGGACUGGGAGGAAUUUGAUCCCUCGCCGUCUCCCAAGCUGGCGUACUCGCAGUCCUAUGUUGCUAUGAGGGGACUUCUGACAUCAAUGGCCUCUCUGGACCUUGUCCUGAUGUCUAGCAGUCUCAAGUCUGCUUGGGCAACUAUAUUGUCCCACAAGCAUGCCCGGUCCUUGGAGAGGUCAAGGUCCAAGGGAAUGAGCUGCAAGAGGGCCAUGCUGCACUUAUUAGUGUGCUUCAUGGUUGGUAUCUUCAUUGGAUUCACGCCACCCUUUUCUGUAGACUUAUCGGGGAAGAUAGCUUCUGAAAAUGGGAGGCUUCCAUUUGAUGGGGAUGCCAUUGACAGACAAAUGGUAGAGCAUCAAGGUACUAAGUUGGAGCCAUUCAUAGUGGGGGCUGAAUCUGAAGCAAGCGAUGAGCCACAGGUUGAAGAGAGUCCACCAGUCCCUGCAAUGUUGGAUGACGAGGCAGACUUUGUCGAAGCCUCACCUAUUGUAUAUUCUGUUAGUGAUUCUGGCAUUGCCGCAAAGAAGCAGCUGAUAGUUAUUACAACAACCUCUGUUCGACCGCACCAGGCAUAUUACUUAAAUCGUCUGGCUCAUGUGCUAAAAGAUGUCCCGCCUCCUCUUCUGUGGAUAGUGGCAGAGUGGCCAUAUCAGUCCCGCGAAACAGCAGAAAUACUGAGGUCUUCUGGGGUCAUGUACAGACAUCUUAUCUGCAAUCGGAAUACUACAAAUAUAAGGAAGAUUGUUGUCUGCCAAAAGAAUAACGCGAUUUUUCACAUUAAGAAGCACCGUCUAGAUGGUAUAGUUCAUUUCGCUGAUGAAGAGAGAGCAUACUCAGCUGACCUGUUUGAGGAAAUGCGGAAAAUAAGGCGCUUUGGUACAUGGCCAGUAGCAAUACAUAUUGGGACAAAGUACAGAGUGGUUUUAGAAGGCCCCCUUUGUAAGGGUAAUCAAGUCACUGGAUGGCACACAAACCAGAGAAGGGGUGUACCACGUCGAUUUCCAAUCGGUUUCUCUGGAUUUGCUUUUAACAGCACUAUACUUUGGGAUCCUCAGAGAUGGAACAGCCCCACUUUAGAGUCUAUUAUAGUCCAUUCAGGUGGCAGAGGUGGCUUGCAGGAGUCGAGAUUUAUUGAGAAGCUUGUUGAGGACGAGAGUCAAAUGGAAGGCCUUGGGGAUAAUUGCACUCGAGUUAUGGUCUGGAAUUUCGAAUUGGAACCUCCUCAAGUCAACUACCCUACUGGCUGGUUGCUGCAGAAGAAUAUGGAUGCCGUUGUUCCUAUAACAUAACUGUCCUGCUACUCCCCUUUUUGUUUCCCAUCCUAGUGUGAAUGAUGCCUUCCUGAACUUGGUAGCGUCCAGGAUCAUGAGAAGCUGCACUGCCAAGAUCUGGUUCAAAUAAUGUCAUACUAGUAACAGUUGAAAAGCAAGAAGCCUGACAAAAGAAAGAUUUUCUCUCUGUUGCAUUCUUUUCUAUAUGUUGAUUUUUCCACCAUAUUCAUCCAGCUAGAUAUAGCCAUGUACAUUUCAUUUCAUUUCAUUUUUUUUUGUUUCUGUUUGUUAUAUACAUACAUAUCACCUUACAGAUGUGAAUGUUUACCUCCGUUGGGACUGUUGAAGAGCAAAAACAUACUCUUUGAUAUACAUGAACAAAGGUCAAAUCAAGACUAUAGAUUGGACACA